UCUCGCAGUGUGGACAUGUCGGAUCCGGCUCAGGCCUUACAGCCCCGGCUUCUUCAAGCCCAGUCCGCGGGCUCAGCUGGCUCCAGCACCGCCGCCACCGGCUCCGGGCCCGGGAACAGUGACCCGGCAAGACCGGGACUGAGCCAGCAGCAGCGGGCCAGCCAGAAGAAAGCCCAAGUCCGAGCUUUCCCACGGGCGAAAAAGCUUGAGAAACUUGGCGUAUUCUCCGCUUGCAAGGCGAGUGACACCUGCAAGUGCAAUGGAUGGAAAAACCCAAAUCCUCCAUCGGCCACACGUAUGGACCUGCAGCAGCAAGCGGCCAGCCUGAGCGAGCCGUGCCGCAGCUGUGGACAUGCCCUGGCCGAUCAUGUGUCCCACCUGGAGAACGUGUCUGAGGAUGAGAUUAACAGGCUGUUGGGGAUGGUGGUGGACGUGGAGAACCUCUUCAUGUCUGUUCACAAGGAGGAGGACACUGAUACCAAACAGGUCUACUUUUACCUCUUUAAGCUGCUCAGGAAAUGCAUCCUGCAGAUGAGCCAGCCAGUGGUAGAGGGGUCCCUCGGAAGUCCGCCCUUCGAAAAGCCCAACAUUGAGCAGGGGGUUUUGAAUUUCGUUCAGUAUAAAUUCAGCCACCUGGCACCAAAGGAAAGGCAGACCAUGUUUGAGCUGUCGAAGAUGUUCCUCUUGUGCCUCAAUUACUGGAAGCUGGAGACGCCGACGCAGUAUCGCCAGCGCACACAGAAAGACGACGGGACAGCGUACAAAGUAGACUACACCAGGUGGCUGUGCUACUGCCACGUCCCCCAGAGCAACGACAGCCUGCCGCGCUAUGAAACCACUCAGGUGUUCGGCCGCAGCUUGCUCAAGUCCAUCUUCACCGUGACCCGACGCCAGCUCCUGGAGAAGUUCCGAGUGGAGAAGGACAAACUGCUGCCAGAGAAACGCACACUCAUCCUCACACACUUCCCCAAGUUUCUGUCCAUGCUGGAGGAGGAAAUAUAUGGCGAUAGUUCACCCAUCUGGGAGGCCGACUUCACCAUGCCUGCCGCCGAUGGCACACAGCUGGGACAUCAAACAGUGAUCAGUCCUGCUGCCGUGUCUGGCUCCCCUGCUCUCGCUAAAGGCCUGAGCAGCAUCUCCUCUCUGGGCGGCGGCGACUCUGGAUGUUCGGAGACCAUCACAGGAGAGAAGCGUAAACUUCCGGAGGCGUUGACCCUGGAGGACGCGAAGCGGAUACGUGUGAUGGGAGACAUUCCUAUGGAGCUGGUCAAUGAAGUUAUGAUGACAAUCACUGACCCUGCUGCUAUGCUCGGACCAGAGACCAAUCUGCUCACGCCAAACGCUGCCCGUGAUGAGACUGCCAGGCUGGAGGAGCGCCGGGGCAUCAUUGAGUUCCACGUCAUUGGAAACUCGCUUUCCCAGAAGUCCAACAAGAAGAUCCUGAUGUGGCUGGUCGGCCUGCAAAACGUCUUCUCUCAUCAAUUACCUCGCAUGCCCAAAGAGUACAUCACACGACUGGUGUUUGACCCGAAGCACAAGACCCUAGCCCUUAUUAAAGAUGGCCGCGUCAUCGGAGGCAUCUGUUUUAGGAUGUUUCCCACUCAGGGCUUCACAGAGAUCGUCUUCUGUGCUGUCACAUCCAAUGAACAAGUGAAGGGCUACGGUACCCACCUGAUGAACCACCUGAAGGAGUACCACAUCAAACACAACAUUCUCUAUUUCCUCACUUACGCUGACGAGUACGCCAUUGGCUACUUCAAAAAGCAGGGCUUUUCCAAAGACAUCAAAGUGCCGAAGAGUCGAUACCUGGGAUACAUCAAAGACUACGAAGGAGCGACGCUCAUGGAGUGUGAGCUGAACCCGAGGAUCCCCUACACUGAGCUCUCGCAUAUCAUCAAAAGACAGAAAGAGAUUAUUAAGAAGCUGAUUGAGAGAAAGCAGAGCCAGAUUAGAAAGGUUUACCCAGGACUUACCUGCUUCAAAGAGGGAGUCCGACAGAUCCCAGUGGAGAGCAUUCCAGGCAUAAGAGAGACGGGCUGGAAACCCAGUAACAAGGACAAAGGGAAAGAGGUGAAGGACCCUGAUGUGUUGUACAACAUGCUGAAGAACCUUCUGGCCCAGAUAAAGACCCACCCUGAUGCCUGGCCUUUCAUGGAACCAGUGAAGAAAUCCGAGGCUCCAGAUUACUAUGAAAUCAUCCGCUUUCCAAUCGACCUGAAAACUAUGACAGAGAGACUGAAGAACAGGUACUAUGUGACCAAGAAGCUUUUCAUUGCCGACCUGCAGCGAAUCAUCACCAACUGCCGCGAGUACAACCCCCCGGACAGUGAAUACUGCAAGUGUGCCAACACCUUGGAGAAGUUCUUCUACUUCAAAUUAAAAGACGGAGGCCUGAUCGAGAAAUGAACUCCGCCGCAGAAUUAUGGACAGAAGAGGAGCGACCGUCACAGCUGCCACACACCAAGACGAAGCAGAUCACGAGGAAACUAGCUAUUGUCAUGUCUGAGUUAUUUAAGGGGUAUGUACACGACUGACACAUUUCACAAGGGAAUUGUUGGACUCUUAACAAACAUGAACAUGAUGGUUGUUUUGGAAAUAUCGGAGCCAGUUGAGCACAGUGUCAAAAUGGCAUUAACUUUUCUCCAUAAAGUUACCGUGUCAUUUUUUUCUCUUCCAGUACUCACAGGGGGUUAACAAUCCUAAUACACGUUUCAUGAAGUGUACCAAAGUUAUAGGUCCAAAUUCAAAUUCUAACCAUGCCACUCUUUCUACUGUUAUUUAUUGUGUGAAUCAGCUCAUUAUUGCGUUUAAUAACAUUUGUUCAUUCCAGUUUGGUCAGAACUCGUCACUCGAAUGUAGUGUCGAGUUCACUGACAGAAAACUGGACCUCGGGACCUAAAGCCACGUUGCCUUCCGUUACUGACAGACACUUGAACAUCCCGGUCAUUUUCAUGGGUAUAAAGAUCAAGGUUUUCUCAGCGGUGAAGUCCUUAAAACACUGAAUUGUGAAAAAAUAUGGGCAGUACUCUGACUGUUGAAAAGUGCAGGAACUAUUGAAUCAUUCGCCAAUAAACACAAUAGUUGAAGUUGUUUAUGAAAAUAAAAUUACUCACAAUUGUUUGUAGUGGUGCCUCUUAAGUGAGAGUUUGUUUUUCUCUUUUCAUUCCAUUUAUUAUAAGGACUUUUUUUUUAUGUUGGUCAGAAUAAAGGGCGAAUACCAUUUGGGUUCUAGAAAUCCCAGCUAUCUGCCGUCUACACCAGAAGCCCCGAAAUAUUUUUGUUGCCCCUAGAGGCUAAUUCCUCAUCAGACGACAGCCGAUGGGCUCCAAGACUGUAAAGUCCUGAUUCAUCUAUUGCGGAAGACAGAUUUUUGUCAUCAAGAUGCAUGAAGUAUUCCCAAGAAAAUAUUUAAAUAAUGUGAUGAACGAAUUCCUGAAUCCCCCUUAUUGUAUUCUUUCUUGCAAGUUUUUCGUGGAAAUCUAUGGGUGAAAACAUAAUCUUCUUGGCGCCGUGGCAAAGGUUCUUCUGACUAGACAGAAAAUAAGACCAUUUCCCAAAUUGUUGCCUUCAAGAAAACCCUCAACAUAUUGUCAACACAUAUACUUCUUAAUAUACAGUUAAUAUAAAACACACUGUUGAUGCACCGUUCUCCACUGGCAGGGUUUUAUUCCAAGCCAUUUAGCAUGAGGUCAUACGUUAGCAUAUCUUUUACCAUGCUUGCAGAUGAAAACUGGAGCUGUUUUCACUGAUUUGUUCUGUAGUAGACUCACAGCCACACACAUGCAAAGUAAGUAGUCUGUUUUCGUGUUCAGCCACAUGUUUGUUCUGGUGUCACAGGUUUACUGCAUAGUUGACGUUGGCCCCAGCCUGGUGGGGUGGGGUGGGGGGGCUAACCAGCAGUCCUAGGAGAGGAAGAAGGUGACUCGCACGUUACACAAACUGUAGUAGGUGAUCAUGCAUGGUGGACAGUUUACAAUUAGCAUUCACAAAUUAACUAUCCAAUUUUAAGCCUUCUCUUGUUGCAGGUUUUCUUUUUACUGAGUCACACACACAUUGUGAUGAAAUAUCAGAAAGCACCUACUUCUCUAAAGGGGAGUACCUGACGCUUUUUGAGCCUGCUUACUGAAUGUUUCAUUGUUUGUCCGUGUGUGAGUGGAUGUUUAUUUUGUACUUGAAUUAUGACUAGUUUGAAUUACUCAAGUGAUGUCAGUGUUGCAUUAUUCAGGGUUGUCAGUUGUGUACUUCUUCCUCAGUCUAACUAUGCUGCAUUUCAGAUUUUCUUAUUGAAAGGUCAGUCUGAGGGAACCUUUCAACAGUUUGAGGAUGGCUACUGUCUCCAGUUAUGGUACAAAUGCCAUUUACUGUAACCAUAAUACUGUUCAUGACAAUAAAGUUUUUUAUAAAUUA
This is a messenger RNA of Limanda limanda (common dab), 4407 nucleotides long. RefSeq names its product K(lysine) acetyltransferase 2A (gene kat2a). The coding region runs from base 16 to 2406 and encodes 796 amino acids. The transcript has 18 exons. Gene Ontology annotation, molecular function: protein binding; histone H3 acetyltransferase activity. Gene Ontology annotation, biological process: positive regulation of transcription by RNA polymerase II; chromatin remodeling. The record is from RefSeq and is a predicted model, not a curated record. Gene Ontology annotation, cellular component: histone acetyltransferase complex; nucleus. Lineage: Eukaryota; Metazoa; Chordata; Actinopteri; Pleuronectiformes; Pleuronectidae.